UCCACGCAAAUGUGCAGUGGACAAUCAUUGUUAUUACAUGUCAACUUAGAACACUGAGCAGCAUCAUAAAAUUCCAGGUACAGCCGGACACAUUUUUAAUCCUCGUGUCGUCUGGAGUGGGAAGAGCGAGAGGAAAAUGGGCACCGCGCUCAUUUAUGAUGAAGAAAUGACCAGCUACAAACUGCUCUGGGAUGACCCAGAAUGUGAGGUGGAGGUGCCCGAGCGUCUGACAGUGAGCUACGAGGCUUUGGUCCGGAGUGGUCUCGCCGAUCACUGUGUCUCCAUCCCAGUCCGAGAGGCCACCGAGGAGGAGAUUCUGCUGAUUCACAGUGAAGAAUACCUGGAGAAAGUGAAAAAGACUCCACACAUGUCUGUGCAAGAGUUGAAGGACUUCGCUCUCCAGUUUAACGCGGUCUACUUUCACCCUAACUCUUACCACUGUGCAAAACUGGCUGUGGGGGCUGCACUGCAGCUAGUGGACCACGUCCUGAUGGGGAAAGUGAGGAAUGGCAUGGCUCUUGUCAGGCCGCCAGGACACCACAGCAUGCGGGAUGCAGCCUGUGGUUUCUGCACCUUCAACAAUGUAGCUAUAGCAGCUCAGUAUGCCAAACAAAAGUAUGGACUCAAAAGAGUGUUGAUCGUGGACUGGGACAUACAUCAUGGCCAAGGUGUGCAGUACUGUUUUGAAGACGAUCCAAGUGUACUCUACUUUUCUUGGCACCGUUACGAACAUUCGAUCUUUUGGCCUCAUCUUCCUGAAUCCGACUACGACGCUGUUGGCAAAGAUAAAGGUGUUGGCUUCAACAUUAAUGUGCCCUGGAACAAGGUUGGGAUGACAAACAGCGACUUUCUGUCUGUCUUCUGUCAUGUUCUCCUGCCAGUUGCAUACGAGUUUUGCCCAGAAUUGGUUUUGGUGUCUGCUGGCUAUGACUCGGGAAUCGGCGACCCGGAGGGUGAAAUGUGUGCUACUCCAGACAUCUUUGCACACCUCACUCACCUCUUAAUGAAUCUUGCAGGAGGGAAAGUGUGUGCCGUGCUGGAGGGUGGAUACAACCUGACUUCACUGUCCCAGUCAGUCUGCCAGACAGUCCAGACUCUGCUCGGAGAUCCAAACCCUCGGCCUGAAAACCUCCGCAGCCCCUGUCAGAGUGCCCUGGAGUCUAUCCACUGUGUGCGUUGGGCUCACAGACGGUACUGGUCGUGCCUCGGCCAUGCAGCUGAUCUGUCCUCCUUCCAAAUCAGCACCAAGCCCUCCGGAUCACCAAAAGAAGCGGGGGAAAGCACAUGGAAAGACAAAGUGGCGGUGGUUUGGCCCGAGCCUGUGAAACGCGUCGCCCCUCCUGUUCGCACCGCCGCGCUGCUCUCAGAUGAGGCGGUUUGUCCGGAGGGAUGUAAACGCCUCGCCACCUCGGACAAACUCGACCCACGUGUCGCCGGUAAACUCAGGGAGAACUUCCUCGAAGGCGAGGGUGACAGCGAAGCUCUCUCUGCCCUCUCUGGUCUCAUUACCCUCACAGAGAAAAUGGAGAAGGAUGAGAUCCUCAAUGGCUUGGCCGUGGUCCGGGAUAUCACCAUGGCGACGGCGUGUGUUGUGCAGCAUGUCACAAUGGCUCCAAACAAUCGUGUUUUAGUCGUGUGUGUCGGCGACGGGGAAGCCCCAAGUAACAUCACAGAAGACAGAAAAGCUCUUGUGGUGCGGAUAGGCAGCAGAGAGACGAAGCAGUCAAAAUGCAAAAAUGACAUUCCAGUGUGUUUAAAGAAGGGCUGCGCUGAUGUGUCAGGGGUCAUUCAGGCCGUGUUUGGUCUUCUUCUGCCUCUGGGGUAUGAGUUUGACCCCAGUCUGGUUCUGCUGGUUCGGAUGCCGGGGAGUGAAGUGAGUGACGGUGUGUGGCAGCAGCUGACCGGUCUGCUGCAGUGCCUUGCUCAAGGGCACGUGCUGGUUCUAAUACAGGAAUGUGAGAAAUCCUGCGUGAGUCCAACAGCCUGUUCUCUGCUGGGGGAGCCGGCCCCCCCUCUGGGCCAGCUUCAGGCGCCACUCCCACAGGAUGUGGAGGACAUGGAGAGGCUGAGACGGAAGCUGCUGGCUGACUGGACGCUCCUGCAGACCACCGCCGCAGACACGGGAAAGAGGCAGGAACUCUGAAGAUGACUGGAUCAUCUUCUGAUGGAUGAUGCUUUAUUUUUUAAUCAGUUGCUCCAAUAAAUUCUUAAAGCAUCUUGUGAUAAUGCAAUAGGAAACUGAAGAUGGUCCUAUUUCUAUGUUCUGUUUUAUCGAACAACUCAGAUAUUGAAAACUGUUGUACAUCAUGAUGUUUGUAUUUGAGAACGUGAAACAAUAGUGCCGCAGAUAGGAUUACAUGACUCAUUUCUCUUGUACUGACAUAUCUUCCUCUAGGACAGACUUCAGCCUUGCCUGGUGGGCCACAUGCUGCACCUUUCUCUCUCCGGCCCACAAGGAGUCCGUGAAAAAAUUACCACACAAAUGCAUACUAGUGUACAUGAUGUAGCUAAUGCAAAAGGUUUAACUAUUUUGGAGGUGGCACCUUUAGCUUCCAGUGUAAAUAGUUUGUGGGAGUAAUCAAUGACAUAUCAAACACAUUGGGGCAACACUGAUCCCUCGAAUCUAAAAGUAGAAACUCCUUCUGUGUAUAUUCAAUAACAUUUUUGCCUUUCUUUUCAUGAAAUAAAUUCCUGCCUUUUUUCUGCAGUUGGUUACA
This is a messenger RNA of Salarias fasciatus (jewelled blenny), 2717 nucleotides long. It is a transcript of the gene hdac10, whose product is annotated as histone deacetylase 10. The transcript has 20 exons. Lineage: Eukaryota; Metazoa; Chordata; Actinopteri; Blenniiformes; Blenniidae. Gene Ontology annotation, molecular function: deacetylase activity. Bases 137 to 2143 code for a protein of 668 amino acids. Gene Ontology annotation, biological process: epigenetic regulation of gene expression. The record is from RefSeq and is a predicted model, not a curated record.